UUGACUAGACAGGUACAAUAUCCUUUAUUUGCAUACGUCAAGCCGCUAUGAGAAGCGUUGAAGGCUGAAAUACGAUACUGUAAAUUGUUCGCUUUUUCCUUUAAGAAAUACGAAAAUGUACAUCUAAGUACACGCCAGUAUUCUACCGUCUCAGCACAGCUAAACGCUUGUUGCGCAAGUUGAAUGUGCCGGUAGAUUUGUUUGAAAAUGAUGACUGAAGUUGACCAUGAUGACGAUGAAGUCGUGACAUUAUUGGAAAAAAAGGAAAGUGAGAACAAGCGAUGGAAGAAUGAUGGCUGCAUACGAACUCAAUUUAUUGCUCCAAAACUAUUCUACUUUUUCUUUUUUUCCGCGCAAGGUUCAUUGAUGCCAUAUCUUGCGUUGUAUUACAAACAGUUGCGUUUGUCUGCAGCCGAAGCUGGAGUUGUCUCCGGAGCCAAGAUGUACGCCGCGUUUCUAAUCAUUCCUUUGUGGAGUAUGUUGGUCGAUAAAUUCAAAGUCGGAAAGCUUGUGUUUAUCAUGUCGUCUACAGCAUUAAUGGCGACAAUGUUAAUCAUAUCCAUGGCCCCAGCUAAUAUUUGCAUGACGAGACAUGACAGAACACGUAGAGACGGUCUAGCCAACGAUGUUCCAGUCUUCAACUAUAGCCCUUCUAUGUACAACGUAGGCGACGUAAACACUGAAUUCGGAUCAAGAUAUCUUUCAGAACCAGAAAUUGAAGAUCAAACCUUGAUGCUUUCGUCAAAAACUGGAUCUUUCGGCCACACCGAGCUAUUUAUUUUUUUUUUAAUCGUCACAAUUUGUGGGACGUUAUUUUCCUGUCCUUGCCUCAGCCUGGCCGACUCGGCAACAGUCGACCUUCUCGCGAGGAAUUCUGAAACCCACAAAUACGGCAAUCAGCGACUAUUCGGUUCUAUUGGUAACGGUUUAGCUGCGUUUAUCGUAGGGGCGUCAAUCAGUCAAACGGACUUAUGCCCUGGUGAAGAGAGAAAGGUGAAUUAUUAUUGGUGUUUUUAUACUUUUGCCGUGUUUAUGUUUCUUUCAAUCAUUGCCGGCAGCAGAUUGCAGUUCAACUCGAGAACUGAUUCAAAGCAAGCAACCACCAGAGUUUGUGCAUCCCUACGUCACGUACUAGUAAACGCGAACUACCUUAUAUUUCUUUUCACCGUCUUCUUUGAUGGUAUGGCCAUGUCAUUUAUCAAAGCUUUUCUGUUUUGGUUUCUCAAAGAUCUUGGAGGCACACAGUUUUUGUUUAGUGUUAUAACCGCAGUGAACUGCUCCGUAGAAGUGCUUGUGUAUUUCUUUUCAUCGUAUUUGAUACAACGUCUGGGGAGUGUUCGCGUGCUUUGCAUUGGAUUGUUGUGUUACACUGUGCGAUUUUCAUUUUAUACGUGCAUGGUAAAACCAUGGCUUGUUCUCGUCGUUGAACCGUUGUCUGGCAUUACCACUGCGGCUCUGUGGGCUGCUAUUAUGUCUCACGUGGGCGACACAGCAGCAAAAGAUUCAGCAUUCACACUUCAGGGAGUAAUUCAUUCCCUUCACUGGGGCCUAGGCCAUGGAUCUGGCUCUGUAUUAGGAGGUAUUCUGGUACAUAAUAUUGGACCUAGAAACACGUUCGCCCUUUUUGCCAUUAUUAGUGCCAUGAACUUCUUAAUUUAUAUACUCGUUAUAUACUGUUACCGAGAAAAUAAAAAACAAAAGCAAGAUGAAGAUUUGUUACAGAAUGACUUGAAAGAAUAAGAAUAAUGCUUUCACACACACUGAUUCCUGAGUCACUGCAUCAAGUGUACCUAGAUUAGGUUAGCAAGAUCCGCUAGAACAUAUUAUAUCCCAAAAUUAUAACUUUUAUGUGGCUUUAUACACUGAAAAGAUAAUUGAUUGCCAUCAGUUUAAACAUGUAAACAGUUGACUCUGAGCGCUAAAGGAAUGAUGGGUUGUAUCAUGUUAUGUGUGUAGGUGUAGCCACAUUUUCAAGUCACUAAUUUCCAAGUCAUUUGCUCUUGUGUAGGUCUAGCCACAUUUCCAAGUCAGUAACAAGUCUAGAUAGCAAAAAAACUAUAUCAUCUCUCGCGGCUUGCGAGCAUUGAGUUUUCGUUUAAUAAGUUUUAAUUUGGAAGAAUAAGUGUUACGUGAUAUAAAAAUUAUAGAAGAUAUAUAUUACAUACUGAUUAUAUCAUGGUAAUAUUACUAUGUAGCUAAU
This is a messenger RNA of Dendronephthya gigantea, 2200 nucleotides long. Its product is annotated as major facilitator superfamily domain-containing protein 6-like. NCBI's taxonomy places the organism in Eukaryota, Metazoa, Cnidaria, Anthozoa, Malacalcyonacea, Nephtheidae. Bases 208 to 1740 code for a protein of 510 amino acids. Gene Ontology annotation, molecular function: transmembrane transporter activity. The record is from RefSeq and is a predicted model, not a curated record. Gene Ontology annotation, cellular component: membrane. The transcript has 2 exons.